GUUUACAUUGCGUACAUGGGAUCAGUUCCUGAUGGAGACUACAGUCCAUCAUCCCAUCAUUAUAGUAUGCUUCAAGCAGUUCUUAAAAAGAGCUCUCUGGAAAAUUACUUAAUCAGAAGUUACAGAAAGAGCUUCAAUGGAUUUGCUGCUAAGCUCACUGAUGAGGAGGCAAAGGAACUUGCAAGCUUUAAUGGAGUGGUUUCGGUUUUUCCGAAUAAAGUUUAUCACGUUCAAACAACAAGGUCAUGGGAUUUCAUGGGGUUCAAUCAAACUGUUAAACGCAAUGUUACUGGUGAGAGCAAUGUCAUUAUUGGUGUCAUUGAUACUGGAAUCUGGCCCGAGUCGGAUAGCUUCAGUGAUGAUGGCUUUGGUCCUCCUCCCAAAAAGUGGAAGGGGUCUUGUAAGGGUGGAUUUAACUUCACUUGUAACAAUAAGCUUAUUGGAGCUCGAGUUUACAUCUCAGAUUCCGCAAGGGAUACGAGGGGUCAUGGGACUCAUACAGCAUCCACGGCAGCCGGGAACAUGGUUGUCAAUGCUAGUUUCUAUGGACUUGCUGAAGGCACUGCAAGAGGAGGGGUUCCAUCAGCAAGGAUAGCUGCAUAUAAAGUAUGCGACGAUGCAGGGUGUUCUGCAGCAGAUAUCUUGGCAGCCUUUGAUGAUGCUAUUGCUGAUGGAGUUGAUCUUUUAACAAUUUCAUUAGGAGCAGGAGCUUCAUCUGAUUUUUACCUUGACCCCAUAGCCAUUGGUGCAUUUCAUGCAGCUGAGAAAGGAAUUCUUGUCAUACAAGCUGCAGGCAAUUCUGGUGAAGCAGAAUUGGCGGAGGGUGUAGCGCCAUGGAUGCUUUCUGUUGCUGCAAGCACAACAGAUCGCCUUUUCAUCGACAAAGUUGUCCUUGGGAAUGGGAAGACACUAACCGGAUUUUCAGUGAACUCUUUCAGUCUUAAUAGAAAAAAGAUUCCCCUGAUUUUUGGCAAGCCGGCAACAACUACUUGCGAUGAGAACGGUGCUCGGUUGUGCUUUACUGGUUGCUUGAAUAGAACUUUGGUAAAGAAUAAGAUCGUCGUAUGCGAACUGAUGGACGGCAUAGAUGAAGCUCAUGAUUCUGGUGCAUUUGGAUCGAUUUUGCAAUUAUCAGAAAAUAUUUCACUUGUUGUCCCAUUGCCUGCUUCAGCUUUAAACACUGACAACUUCGAAUCACUCAAGGCCUACCUGAAUUCCACCGAAAAACCUGUAGCAGAAAUAUGGAAAAGUGAAACAAUUAAAGAUUCUUCAGCUCCUGUAGUUGCUUCAUUCUCUUCAAAGGGGCCUAAUUUCAUUGUACCAGACAUUCUAAAGCCUGAUAUAAGUGCACCAGGAGUGGAUAUCUUGGCUGCAUUUUCACUAGAUGCUCCACCUUCAUCAACUGCAACAGAUGAAAGGCGUGUUAAAUACAGCAUACUAUCAGGAACCUCUAUGGCUUGCCCUCAUGUUGCUGCUGUGGCUGCAUAUGUUAAAACAUUUCACCCUGAUUGGUCUCCCUCAGCCAUCAAAUCUGCUCUCAUCACUACCGCAUCCCCGAUGGAUCCGUCAAAAAAUCCAGACGCGGAAUUCGGUUACGGGUCCGGACACGUCAACCCCGUACAAGCCAUCAAUCCUGGACUUGUAUAUGACAACGUCCAAGGCGACAACAUAAGGUUCUUGUGUAGUAUUGGAUACAGUGAAGAUAAUAUUACAAAGAUAUCAGGAACGAACACCACUUGCCCUAAAAACUCGACUAAAACGCUGCCGAGAAACUUCAAUUAUCCAUCACUUUCUGCUCAAGUUAAACCAGGUGCUUCAUUUACAGUCAAUUUCCGAAGAACAGUCACGAAUGUUGGUGUGGCCACGUCUACUUACAAUGCAACAAUCUUUUCAAACUCCAAACUUGACAUCAAAGUGAUUCCUCAAGUUCUAUCCUUCAAGUCUUUGAAGGAGAAGAAGUCGUACAAUGUGACUGUUAAGGGAAAAGCUCCGGCUGAAUCGUCAUUGGCAUCGGCAGCGUUGACAUGGUCGGAUGGCAUUCACAAGGUAAGAAGUCCAAUUGUUAUUCAUACGUAUAAAAGUGAGCCUUAA
Hibiscus syriacus is the source of this 2091-nucleotide messenger RNA. Its product is annotated as subtilisin-like protease SBT4.5. Gene Ontology annotation, molecular function: serine-type endopeptidase activity. The record is from RefSeq and is a predicted model, not a curated record. The coding region runs from base 16 to 2091 and encodes 691 amino acids. Gene Ontology annotation, biological process: proteolysis. The transcript is spliced from 9 exons. NCBI's taxonomy places the organism in Eukaryota, Viridiplantae, Streptophyta, Magnoliopsida, Malvales, Malvaceae.